AUGAAGCAGAACUUUGAGUUUGUGGUGAAGAAGUCAGAUUUUGUCACUGAGGAAGAUCGAUUCAAAUAUUGCUUUUUCUCACUCAGAGUUAGUAGAAGAGGGUUUCUUACAUGUCGUCCUGUGUUAUGUGUGGAUGACACUAUUUUAAAGAUGAAAUAUGGUGGGCAGAUGUUAUGUGCAGUCACGCUGGAUGCAAAUAACCAUCUAUAUCCAGUUGCAUUUGGUAUUGCGGAUAGUGAGAAUCAUAAUUCUUGGAAGUAUUUCAUGUCAAAGCUAAAGGAAACGAUUGGGGAAGUUGAGGACCUAGCGUUUGUAUUUGACAGGCAUGCAAGUAUUACACAUGCCUUGGAAACUAUUUUCCCCGAUGCCUAUCACGGUGCUUGCUACCACCACAUUAGUAUGAAUGUGGUUGCUAAAUUCAAGACUGAUCAUUGUCAUGUGUUGAUGAGAGAAACUAGCGAGAAGACAACUAUAACUCUUGCACUGACCUAUGAGAAAAUUUUGGUGGAUAUGGCUGAGAAAGCUCGAUUCUUGAUCCCUUAUGCAAUAGGGAGGCAUGAGUUCCAUGUGUUAGAUGGUGAGCUGAAUGGUGAAGUCGACCUCCUGAAUAAGACAUGCACAUGGGGUGUGUUUCAGAUUAUUGGUAUCCCAUGUGCUCAUGCACUAUCUGGAUCUCUUAAGCGAGGGGUGAACUUUUAUUCGUUGUGUUCAGAUUACUAUAAAAUUGAGACAUGGAGGUCCUCUUACAAAGAAUCUAUAUAUCCUACGGGUAACAAGGAAGAGUGGAUUGUUCCACAUGGCAUUAUGACAAUAAAAUUGAGAACACCUGCGCAAAAAAACCCGGUUGGUCGUCCAAAGAAGAAACAAGGUAGGCCUAAGAUGAAACGCCAUCCUUCCAAUGGAGAUAAAUUGGUUGUACAACGCAAGUGCAGCACUUGUGGAGGUCUAGGCCAUAAUAGGGCAACUUGUAAAGUUUGUGUUUGA
Molecule: messenger RNA, 984 nt
Organism: Humulus lupulus (European hop)
Lineage: Eukaryota; Viridiplantae; Streptophyta; Magnoliopsida; Rosales; Cannabaceae
Exons: 3
Coding region: 1-984 (327 amino acids)
Molecular function (GO): zinc ion binding
Source: RefSeq, a predicted model, not a curated record